Messenger RNA from Blepharisma stoltei, 1289 nucleotides. NCBI's taxonomy places the organism in Eukaryota, Ciliophora, Heterotrichea, Heterotrichida, Blepharismidae. The record is from the annotation of a GenBank genome assembly.
AUGGAAGAAUCAGCUCUCAACAGCCUCAUAGACCAAGCCCAAGAAACUUUGUCUCCUAUAAACCCAUACGCACUUUAUGACAAUAUUAGGAAAAAUUAUUUGCAUCCUACAUUAUGCUCAGGCUCAAUGCCAAAUUUAGAACCAUUAAAGCAAACUUCUAGUCCGCACCGGCCAUAUGGCCCGAAGUACAAUUUCAUGAUAGAAGCACCAAGCAGUGAUGAAGGAUCUGACAUAGAAAAUUCGUAUCCUUCAGCAAGAAUAGUCGCUGAGUCUAUAUUUGACUCCACCCAGAUUUCCUUCACCGUAUUUAUAACCCUAGAAAUCACCUGAGACAAGUUCUCCUUAUUACCUAGCUAUUGGUAGCAUUGAAAGGAACCUUACUAAAGCCCAUCUCAAAAACGCUCUCAAGAGUUACGGUAUAAGAUAAUUUUUUUAAUUUAAAUUCCUCAUUAUUUUUUUAAAAAAAUAUUUAUUAUUUAUUUCUAGUAAUUCCCCAAAUUCAAUAUAAAUUAAUAUACCCACAAUUGACCUUUUUAGAAUUGCCGGGAGAAGCCAGAAUGGAAAAUUUUGCUAUUUUAAAAAUUAAAGACUGCCAUGAUGGUAACUUAUAUUUAGCUCAUUCGCUAUAUGCCAAGCUCUCAAAAGAUGAAGAAAAUGGCGUCCUAGGAGCUGUCGUCAAUGGCAUCCCAGGGUCCUCAGAAAAUUUGAAAGUCAGGUGGAUGAAUUAUUUGGUUCAUAAUCCGGAGCUAGAAUGAAACAGUGUAAUUCUAAGGGGACUGCCGAAAAAUUUCUCUUCAGAAGUCUUGAAGAAAAAGCUAAAAGACAUGGCAUUGCAUGUAGAGCCAGCAAAAUGAAUAAAUAAUAUUUUAUGUACAAUUGUAAGCCUUAGAUCAAUCGAAGAUGCAUAUACACUUAUAAAGAAUUUCCAGAGAUUGAGGCUAGAAGGGACGAUUUGUAUACAUCCGUAUAGUUCGGUAUUUCAGACCCCUGGGAAUUAUUUACAGAAAAUAGUCCAUGGGUCUAAGAAUUAUUAUAGGAGUGAGUGUAGAGAAGAGAUGCCGGUUAAGCAUAAAAAAAUGAGCGACGAUAUAUCAGAAAACCAAUAUUGGGAAGACAAAACUACAGGGGAAACAGCUGAAGAGGGAGAAAUUACAGACCGAGAAAAUGAUUUCCCAGACCAAUCCGAGUACUAUACUUUUUAUGAGUUUCCAGGGACUUAUUGGACAAAAGACGCAGAAUAUUCUCAUGACGGGCACAAAAUUCGUACUAGAGUUUCCCUGGGUAAAUAA